This is a messenger RNA of Xyrauchen texanus (razorback sucker), 2583 nucleotides long. RefSeq names its product platelet-derived growth factor alpha polypeptide b (gene pdgfab). Lineage: Eukaryota; Metazoa; Chordata; Actinopteri; Cypriniformes; Catostomidae. The record is from RefSeq and is a predicted model, not a curated record. The coding region runs from base 535 to 1245 and encodes 236 amino acids. The transcript is spliced from 7 exons. Gene Ontology annotation, cellular component: membrane. Gene Ontology annotation, molecular function: platelet-derived growth factor receptor binding; growth factor activity. Gene Ontology annotation, biological process: platelet-derived growth factor receptor signaling pathway; positive regulation of phosphatidylinositol 3-kinase/protein kinase B signal transduction; positive regulation of cell migration.
UGAGACCGCAUUCAGUGCACGGACCCCGGUGAACAAGACGAGCAAGGACUGAACGCUUUCUUUCUGCUUUUCCUCCACUCUGUCCAUGCAUGGGAUUGUACUGCAUUGCCACUUCAUGACGACCUUCUUCUUGAAGAUCCACUUUGAGCUGCUUUGACUCCAAUACUGAACUCAUAUCAAGUGUAUGAAGCUCUGAGAAGUUGUUAAAGCCUGAUACAUUAAUAGUAACUUUAUUGCAUUGGAAUUUAUCAUUGAAUUCGAAUCUACACAAGGGGUUCAGUCUUUGGAUUGGAUAGUCAUGAAGUAUUUUGGCAAGUUAAAUCACCUUUGAGAUUCAGUUGGACCAGGACUUUGAGUGGAUCACUAUACCAGCUUCCAUGAGUUUGGAUUGUCCCAUGUAGACUUGAGCUGGGUGGUUCGGGUCAUUUAAAGGGAGAUCUUUUCAAGGUAUGGUUCUGGACUCCUUGCGCUUAGGAGCGACUCCAAGGCUCCUACAGUCUUCAUAUUUCUUACUGGGUGUAAAACUGACAUUGGAUGGAGAUGAGAACCAUAUUCUGCUGGUUUCUGCUCAUCAUCUCGCCCCUUCUGCUGGCAACUGCUGAGAAGGAAUUCCCAAUACCUCAAGAGUUCAUAGACAGACUGUCGCACAGCGAAAUCAACAGCAUCAGCGACCUCCAGCGGCUACUGGAGGUAAAUUCUCCAGGUCCUGGAAAUGAGGUGAUUGAGGAGGUCAAACAGAGACACCAUCAGAAGAACCAUCACCAGUAUCAGACAGACUCCUCGGAUCUGAAGAGUCACCAGCUGUCCCACAGACGGAAAAGGAGCAUUGUAGAGGAGGCAUUGCCUGCCAUGUGCAAGAUACGGACAGUGAUCUACGAGAUCCCUCGCAGUCAAGUGGAUCCCACCGCUGCAAACUUCCUAAUAUGGCCUUCGUGUGUGGAGGUGAAACGCUGCACAGGCUGCUGUAACACCAGCAACAUGCGCUGUCACCCCUCCAAAAAACACCACCGCACAGUUAAGGUGGCAAAGGUAGAAUUUGCAUCACGUAAGAAAGCAAAGUUGAAGGAGGUGCUCGUCAGGUUAGAAGACCACCUGGAAUGUGUGUGCACGUCACAUCAUCACGUCAUGGAGCAUGUGGAAGCAGACACAGUUGUGUUUCCAGGCCCACGCAAAGUUAAAAAUGGUAAAAAACGGAAACGCAGAAAGCAAGCAGUGGCAGCACAGAUCAACAAGGAUAUUCAAUAAAAGGCAAACAUUUCCUAUCCCUCAGCGGACCAAAAUAUCCUGCAGUGGACAUGAGGUGAAACCACAAUAAACAAGCCAUUGAAGGACAACAGUGGUUAGGUAGUGCUCCAGCAGCACUGGGACUUUGACCUCUGAACUCCGACCCUACUGACCCAUUGCUGUUAAAAAAAAAAAAAGAAUAAAGAUACUGUAUCCAGAGGGACUUCAUACAAUCUCAAAGCCGAAGGUGCUUUUUACUCCUUGGAAGUGCUCUGUCAAACACUGAAGACAAACAAGAUUGGAAUUCAGUUAAUUAUUAAGUGGUCGUACACUGGGCGGAAGCAAAACUGAAAUGGAAGAUGUUUGCUUCGUUUCUCUGUUGUUCAUAUAUACGAUUCUCGUAAAGGUCAAAGAUGACGAGAAAGCCUUUUGGAGAACACUAAGUUUGUAGAGAAUAUAAACUUCACACACUUGGGCUUGGAAGCACUCAAGAAAGACUAUAGAUGCCUGUGAGGAAUGGACUUGGCUAUCUCGCGGGGCUCCAGUCAUUCAAAACGAGGAAGAACAUGUAAAGGGAUGUUUGGGCAAGCUCAAAUGUGUUGUCAUAUAACCUUGCUAAAUGGAAGAUGCUUUUUUUCUGUUGUUCUACAUCCAUACCUUUGUCCUCUUGGGUCCAGAGCAUUUAUAUUGUUAUUUCCAACGUGCCUCUAGAUCAUUUUGUCCUUCUGAAGAGCUGAAACCGCCUGUCCAUUAACAAAGAAAGACUUGAGUAAACAGAAGACAAAGUGUAAUGCAGUAAUUAUGCCAGAAUAAAGUAUUUAUGUAUGCAGUCUCUCUCUUUCUCACCCUCUGUCUCAAUAGGAGACCCUCACCCUAUUCAUCAGCAUGGUUUUCUUAAAUCUCACAUCAUUGUAAAUCUCUUACUGUAUUUUACAGCACAUCUCAAAACUAGGUUUUUGUGUAGAAAAUCUCUUUGAUAGGAAGAUGUGUUGUGUAAGAGACAGUUAUGUAAAGAUGCUUUAUUUUUGUUAAAAUAUAUAUUUAUAAUGUGUAUGCAGAAUCGAGCAGGAUGUACUGUAUGUUUAUGUUUGUUUCCUUUUUUAUUGUGGCGUCAUGGUUGUAUGAUGGUAAGUGAUGACUAUUGAGAUGUCAAGGAGUAAAUAAUACUACAGUAUACCGUAUCUGAAGCGUGACUAUUGCUGUAGGUCUGAUGGUAUCAUUAGUCAUAAGAUGUUGGUUCAUAAUUUCCUGUUAUACACAUAAUAACACAAUAACUAAUGCAAAUGCAUACAUACUGAGACAAAGAUAGUCAAUAAACAAUUUCCUUGGGUAUGAAGCUAUGUAACAAAUAAACAGAUG